Messenger RNA from Sphaeramia orbicularis (orbiculate cardinalfish), 911 nucleotides. Its product is annotated as interleukin-8-like. Lineage: Eukaryota; Metazoa; Chordata; Actinopteri; Kurtiformes; Apogonidae. The record is from RefSeq and is a predicted model, not a curated record. Gene Ontology annotation, biological process: chemotaxis; defense response; immune response. Gene Ontology annotation, cellular component: extracellular region. Gene Ontology annotation, molecular function: chemokine activity. The coding region runs from base 108 to 425 and encodes 105 amino acids. The transcript has 4 exons.
GGGUCUGUCUUACAGUGAACAACUGAAGAGAAAAGAGCUGAGCUUUACAUGUUUCAGCUGUAUUUUACAAGUUAUAACGCAACUCUAUCUUCCACUUUAGAGCAGAUAUGACUGCUGCAACUAUACUGACACUUCUGCUUUUCUUGGCCAUCGCAGAAGGUAUUGGCCUUGGGGAUCAAGGAAUAAAUCUGCGAUGUAAAUGUAUCAACAAGGAGAAAAAGCCAAUUGGACGACACUUAAAAAAAGUGGAAGUGUAUCCACCUAACUCUCACUGCAAAGACACUGAGAUAAUUGGCACUCUUAAAAAGGAUGGACAAAGGAUUUGUCUUGAUCCCAGUGCUCCGUGGGUCAUAAAGAGCUUAAGAAGGAACCAGAAGAGAAAACAACCCAAAAAGCAAACAAAGAGAAAGCGUGGUUUACAAUAACACACCAUGCUUGUUUGUGUGAUGGGUGACAUCCAGGUUGCAGCAGUGACACUUACGACAUACUGGACACAUCAUUUAGCCAACUUUGCAAUUUUCUAGUUGUCAGUAAGAAAAGAAGGCAUAGUGACGCACAUUUAUCUCUAUCAGUAUAAUAAGCAUUAUAUGUCUACUUACAGCUAAAGUUAAAGGAAAAUGAAAUACUGAUGCAUUCAAUUAAAUGUCUUAAGGAGUGAAAAUGUAAGGAAUACCAAAGGCCAGCAAGAUAAAUGUAUAGAAAAUCUGGACUUUUCUGUCAGUUUUUCUUUCUUGAUAAACACAGUAUGACUCUGACCAUAGAAAUGAACUGUACAAAUCUGAAUUCAGUUAUUGUUUUUUUUCUUUAUAUUUUAUUUUUUCUAUAAUAUUUGUUUGUCUAUGUAAAGCAAUAUGUAAGUGUACGCUAAUGAUUGAAAAUAUGUGAAUAAACAGUUACCUUGUUUAAAAAUA